Messenger RNA from Verticillium dahliae VdLs.17, 1146 nucleotides. Its product is annotated as deoxyribonuclease tatD. Gene Ontology annotation, molecular function: 3'-5'-DNA exonuclease activity. The transcript has 3 exons. The record is from RefSeq and is a predicted model, not a curated record. The coding region runs from base 1 to 1146 and encodes 381 amino acids. Gene Ontology annotation, cellular component: cytosol. NCBI's taxonomy places the organism in Eukaryota, Fungi, Ascomycota, Sordariomycetes, Glomerellales, Plectosphaerellaceae.
AUGGCGACCCCGCCACCAGUCACCUCUCACGAUGAGUACAGACCAAGAUAUGUUGAUAUUGGAAUUAACCUUGCCGACCCCAUUUUCAGAGGCAUUUCCCACGGCUCCAGACGGCACCCUGAUGAUCUGGGUGCUGUCAUUUCAAGAGCAAACGAAGUUGGUUGCUCGAAGCUCAUCGUCACGGGUUCAGACUUUCAGAGCUGCCGAGAUGCCUUGGCGAUAGCCAAAGAAUAUCCCGGCAAUGUAUACACGACCAUCGGUAUCCAUCCCUGCAGCAGCGCCAUCUUCAGUACCGCCGAUGCCAACCAUGAUGCCAUGCAUUCGAACCCUGAUCCAGAAACACCCAUGCCGGACACCAACGGCCCGGACGCUGAAAAGACCGAGACGAUCAUCGCCGAUCUCGCCGCCCUCAUUGAGAGCACCCGCGCGUCCCAGCCGGGUAGCCUCGUCGCAUUCGGCGAGUUUGGGCUCGACUACGAUCGCCUGCACUAUGCCUCCAAGGCUGUUCAGCUAUAUGCCUUUGCCGCCCAGCUGGACCUCGUCCUCGCCACGAAGCCCCAGCUGCCCCUAUUCUUGCACUCGCGCGCCGCCCACGAAGACUUCCGCCGGCUUUUGCAGGAGAAGUUCGGCCCCGGCUUGGAGAAGCUCGAGCGCGGCGGCGUCGUGCAUAGCUUUACCGGCUCCAUCGAGGAGGCGCGUGAGCUGAUGGACCUGGGGCUGUACAUCGGGAUCAAUGGUUGCAGCUUCAAGACGGCGGAGAAUUGCGAGGUCGUCAAACAGAUCAGCCUGGACAGGAUGAUGCUGGAGACGGACGGGCCCUGGUGCGAGAUCAGACCGAGCCACGAGGGCUACAAACUGUUGUUAGAGAAGAAGCCAGAGACAAACGGCGAGGCCGCGCCGGCUGAUGCAUCGAAGCCACAGCCCAAAUCGAAGAAGAACCAGAAGAAGGAGCCCGAGAUUCCUGAGCGAUGGAAAAUCGUGAAGAAGGAGAAGUGGCAGGAGGGCGCCAUGGUCAAGGGCCGCAACGAGCCCUGCAUGAUUGAGCGCGUGGCCAAGGUAGUGGCGGGCAUCAAGGGGGUUUCGGUAGAGGAGGUAUGUGAGGCCGCUUGGAAGAACACGAACAAGGUCUUUGAUUUACAAGCGUAG